This is a messenger RNA of Suillus paluster, 3486 nucleotides long. RefSeq names its product P-loop containing nucleoside triphosphate hydrolase protein. Gene Ontology annotation, cellular component: catalytic step 2 spliceosome; intracellular anatomical structure. Lineage: Eukaryota; Fungi; Basidiomycota; Agaricomycetes; Boletales; Suillaceae. The record is from RefSeq and is a predicted model, not a curated record. The transcript has 13 exons. Gene Ontology annotation, biological process: spliceosomal complex disassembly. Bases 1 to 3261 code for a protein of 1086 amino acids. Gene Ontology annotation, molecular function: RNA binding.
AUGGCGGAGAAUGACCUUUACAACCUUGAAGUACUCUCGCUAGUCGCCAAAAUUACCCAGGAGAUUGACAACUAUACUGGCAUUAACGAUAAAACACUCGCUGAAUUUGUCAUAUCUCUUCACGACCAAUCUAAAUCACUUCCCGACUUCAAAUCACAGCUCAGUAAUGCUGGCGCUGAAUUCCCAGAGUCCUUCGUUGAGAACGUGGAUCGUUUAAUCUUGAGCUUGCAUCCGAAGCACAAGAAGACAUCCAGUUUAGUUAUCAAUGGCGCCUUAAACGCCCAAACAAACGGAGACGCUCUCGACCGUGAAAAGGACAAGCAGAAACGACUUUUUCCUGGACUCUCUGUGCCGGACAAGGAUGUUCUUAUGAAGGAGGUGGAUGAUAUGAUGGCUCAGUUUGAAGGUGUCUCGAAGAAGACAAGAACAGCACACGAGGAUGAGAGGUCUACGAAGCGGCAGCGAAGAGACCAAUCUCGGUCACAAUCACCACGCCGCCGUAGUCCAAGUCCUGACAGGGGUCGCAAUUACAACGGAAGGAGGGAUGACUUGAGGGGGAGAAACGGAGAUGCAGGCAGGGCCCGUUUGGAUGAGCGGCCAGUAUUGUUUAAAAUCUACGAUGGCCGAAUAUCAAGUCUCAAAGAUUUCGGCGCUUUUGUGCAGCUAGAGGGCGUUGGGGGACGUAUGGAAGGCAUGGUGCAUGUUUCUAAUAUUCAGCAAGGUGCACGUGCCAACUCUGCAUCAGAUCUCCUUAGCCGUGGACAACAGGUCAAGGUCAAGGUGAUGAGCAUUGCGGGCGCCCGUAUUGGUCUAUCUAUGAAGGAUGUAGAUCAAGUUACGGGUCGCGAUCUCACUCCUCACUUGCGGAUCAGGUCUGAAGCCGAGAUGGAGGAAGAGCGACAGCGAGCGGCUCGCGCAUCGUCUGGGGCCAAUGCGGUGCCGUUGCGCUCAAAGGAUGAACCAUUAACGACCCGGUCCGCCAAACGUCUGACCUCACCUGAACGAUGGGAGAUUAAGCAACUUAUAUCAUCUGGUGUCAUUGAUGCUUCCGAGUAUCCUGACCUUGAUGAAGACUUUAUCAAUCCUGUUGCUCGAGCAGAGGUCGAGGAGGAGCUUGAUGUCGAAAUCAGGGAAGAGGAACCGCCAUUCUUGGCCGGUCAGACGAAACGCACCCUUGAUCUCAGUCCUGGGGGCGCGGCUUUGGCUAAAGAGCGACGCGAGCUUCGACAACAAGAAGCGAACGAGCAAGCUGACUCUGAAGCUCGAGACUUUAGUGCACCAUGGCUCGAUCCUAUGGCGAAGGAGUCAGACAAAAUGUUUGCUCAAGACCUUAGAGGAGAAUCGACAUUCAACAAGGCUACAACAUAUGGUGAAAUCACAAGUCGCAGCAUACAGGAGCAGCGGAAGAGUCUGCCUAUUUUCAAGCUUAGAGACGCUCUGUUAAAGGCCAUUGAAGAGCAUCAAGUCCUUAUUGUUGUUGGAGAUACUGGCUCUGGCAAGACAACGCAAAUGGUGCAAUACCUCGCUGAGGCUGGCUUUGCUGACAAAGGACGCAUCGGCUGUACACAACCGCGUCGUGUGGCUGCCAUGUCAGUCGCAAAGCGUGUUGCAGAAGAAGUAGGAUGCCGUCUUGGUCAAGAAGUUGGCUACACUAUCCGUUUCGAAGAUUGUACGAGCCCGGAAACGAAGAUCAAAUACAUGACGGAUGGUAUGUUGCAGCGUGAGUCGGUGAUUGAUCCGCUCUGUAGCCAAUACUCCGUGGUCAUGCUUGAUGAAGCUCAUGAACGGACUAUCGCAACCGAUGUCUUGUUUGGUCUUCUCAAAAAGGCUGCGACUCUGGACGCGGAGAAAUUCUCGAAGUACUUCUUCGGGUGCCCAAUUUUCACAAUCCCCGGUCGCACAUACCCUGUUGAGAUCCUUUACACUAAAGAGCCGGAAUCCGACUACCUGGACGCGUCAUUAAUUACCGUCAUGCAAAUCCACUUGUCUGAGCCCCCAGGUGAUAUCCUCCUCUUCUUGACGGGCCAGGAGGAGAUUGAUACCUCAUGCGAAAUUCUCUUUGAGCGUAUGAAAGCUCUGGGUCCGAAGGUGCCAGAUCUUAUCAUCCUCCCCAUCUAUUCUGCCCUUCCCUCCGAAGUACAGUCUCGCGUCUUCGAACCUACUCCUCCUGGUGCCCGCAAAAAACCUAGUUUGACCAUUCCUGGGAUUUACUAUGUCAUUGAUCCCGGGUUCUCGAAGCAAAAUGCAUACGAUCCGCGACUAGGAAUGGAUUCAUUAGCACGGCAGCGCUCUGGUCGUGCUGGUCGCACAGGUCCAGGGAAGUGCUACCGUCUAUACACGGAGGCUGCCUACCGGAACGAGAUGUUGCCCUCAUCUAUCCCAGAUAUUCAGCGCACGAAUCUUGCUCAUACUAUUCUGCUACUCAAGGCGAUGGCUAUCAAUGACCUUCUCAAGUCAUUAUAUGCGCUUUCGGCAUUGGAUGAUGAAGGUCUUUUGACCCGCUUGGGCCGCAAAAUGGCCGACUUCCCAAUGGAGCCGCCGCUUGCGAAGAUGCUCAUCGCCUCUGUCGAGCUCGGCUGCUCUGAAGAGAUCCUUUCUAUUGUGGCCAUGCUCUCCGUGCAAUCUGUCUUCUAUCGCCCAAAGGAAAAACAAGGGCAAGCCGACUCCAAGAAGGCGAAGUUCCACCAGCCAGAAGGUGAUCACCUCACCCUUCUGACGGUAUAUAAUGGCUGGAAAACCGCCAACUUUUCGAAUCCUUGGUGCUACGAGAACUUCAUCCAGGCAAGAAGUAUGCGGCGUGCGCAGGAUAUCCGCAAGCAGCUGGUGGGCAUUAUGGACAGAUACAAACAUGAUAUUCUUUCAGCAGGAAAGGAUUACAACCGUGUGCGGAAGGCAAUAUGUUCUGGUUUCUUCCGGAACGCGGCUAAGAAGGAUCCUCAAGAAGGCUACAAGACGCUUGUUGAGGGAACGCCCGUAUAUAUCCAUCCCUCUUCCGCUCUCUUCAACCGCGCGCCUGAAUGGCUAAUUUAUAAUGAGUUGGUGUUGACCACUCGCGAAUACUGUCACAACGUUACUACCAUAGAGCCAAAAUGGCUCGUAGAGGUAGCACCUCAGUUCUUCAGAGUCGCCGACGCCAACAAGAUCAGUAAGCGGAAGAGGCAGGAAAAGAUCGAACCGUUGUACAACAAGUACGAGAAACCCGACGAAUGGCGACUAUCAAAAGUCAAACGGAGUGCACGCUCGAGUCAAACAUUUGGUUAAAGCCUCGCAUGUCACUUGUUGAAUUAGUUUAUGAAUUAUCUGUAGUUGUAGAGUAUAAUGGCGCCGUUACAAGCUUGGUGCGAUUUGUUGCUUUAUUCCACAUUAGAUCAUUUGAAGAUAGCUGAUGCGGCAUGUUUCUAAUUGCGGCAUGCUUGCUAUGACCCUCGCGAUGAUGAUCCAGAUCCAAGAAACAAUGGGAGUCUUAGACUGGAAGACUAAGAAUAG